Molecule: messenger RNA, 1174 nt
Organism: Camellia sinensis
Lineage: Eukaryota; Viridiplantae; Streptophyta; Magnoliopsida; Ericales; Theaceae
Source: RefSeq, a predicted model, not a curated record
UUUAAGUCGUUUGGUACCUUCUUUCCUCUCUUAAACACUAUUCACAUAUAGAGAGAGAGAGAGAGAGAGAGAGAGAGAGAGAGAGAAUGUGUUGGUGAGAGGUGUAGUUUUGCUACGAGUAACAAAAGACGGGCAGAGAAAGAGGUUAUGAUGAUGGAGGAGAAAGAGGCGCCUGUCACUCUUAAAAAAACUACUAGUGAUGAAUCUAAAAAAACAACAAAAGAAGAAGAAGAAGGAGCAAUAACAACAACAACAAAGAGAGCUGUGGAGUGCAUCUAUGGAAGCAAUGAGGAUGAGCUUAACAAAAUUCAUCUCAUGAGGGCCUUUGUACAAACACAAGAUCCUUCUUCCAAGGAUGCAGAUGAUUUGAUGAUCAGAAGGUUUCUCCGAGCUCGCGAUCUAGACAUAGAAAAGGCUUCAACAAUGUUCCUCAAGUACCUGAAAUGGAGAAGAACAUUUGUAUCGAAUGGAUUCAUAUCCGCUUCAGAGAUCCAACAUGACUUAGCACAGAACAAAAUGUUUCUUCAAGGAAUGGAUAAAAAGGGACGUCCCAUAACAGUUGCCUUUGGUGGUAGACAUUUUCACAACAAAGGAGGUUUGGUUGAGUUCAAACGUUUCACAGUCUUUGCUCUUGAGAAAUUGUGUUCAAGGAUGCCAGCAGGACAGGAGAAGUUUGUUGUUAUCUGCGAUCUUGAGGGAUGGGGAUAUGCAAACAGUGACAUUCGCGCAUACCUGGGAGCUCUAUCCAUUUUGCAGGACUACUAUCCAGAAAGACUUGGGAAGUUAUUUAUCAUUCAUGUGCCUUACAUAUUUAUGGCAGUGUGGAAGGUUGUACCUUCAUUUAUCGACGACAAUACUAAGAAGAAGAUCAUGUUUGUGGAGAACAAGAAACUGAAGUCAACUCUGCUACAAGACAUUGACGAGAGCCAGCUUCCGGAGAUUUAUGGAGGCAAACUGCCAUUGGCUCCUAUCCAAGACAGCUAAGUAGUUGCUAUGUUACAUUUCGAAGGUCAUGAUUUGUUUGACCUGUCAUGUGUUGUACAAAACCCUUGAUGAGUCUGUUUUUGAGUUUCCGAGAAAGAAUUAUCUACUGUGUUAAAACAAUCUAUGUAGUAUCUAUUUAAUUGUUCAAUGGUAUAAAAAAAAGAAUUGUCGUAAUUGAGAGGAGGAUAAA